Molecule: messenger RNA, 3458 nt
Organism: Salmo salar (Atlantic salmon)
Lineage: Eukaryota; Metazoa; Chordata; Actinopteri; Salmoniformes; Salmonidae
Gene: arhgef33
Product: Rho guanine nucleotide exchange factor 33
Molecular function (GO): guanyl-nucleotide exchange factor activity
Source: RefSeq, a predicted model, not a curated record
UGGACCUCUCCCGCCAUCAUUCCACAAGGGCCCUUUUUGUGUGGAGGAUCAUCAGACUCAUGGUUUAGAGCUACGGAUCGCAGGCCAGUGUUCAGGAGGAGGACAGAAAAGAGGAGUGCCGUGAACGCUAAAACCACACAACCCUGUUUGUUGACUAAGCAGGUGGGCACAGGAACCAUGGAAAACGGCAAGUCAGAUGAACAAGACCAGGAAAUGGAGGAGGCCAACCUGGAGAUUGCUCAGCUGCAGGCCUUGGUGGUGGAGCUGCGUACGGGGCUGCAGGGAGUGUUACAGGACGUGUCUGCGCUGCAGCAGAGGGACAGAGGUCUGGAGGAGAGGGCUCAGGGCCAGCAGAGCGACGUGGAUGACAGGAUCAUGGGAAUCAGGAACUCCCUCAACACAUUUAAGGAGGACCUGAGCGGUGCUCUAUCCCAGAUCAAAGAGGUUACCAGCAGACAGAAAGAGCUACAGAAAGGCCUGGAGCUCCUCCAAUCAGAGACCGGCAGAGAGAUCCUGUCCGUUCAACAGAGGAAAAGCUCCAAAGGGGACUGCAUUGGGGAGGGCCAUGGGUGUCUCUCCAACCAGACAGAGCUCAAUGUCAUCCAGCAUUACUUUGCCAGCCUGCCCAGCGGCUCUCCACAGAUGAGCACAGCCUCCACACAGACCUCUAACUCAGAGCAGGACGCAGCCAGUGGCCAGCCCCAGAGAGGUCAGUCUAAGUCUCCAGUGUGGCGAGAAAGGAAAGAGAGCCGAGACGACACGGAUGCACAGAGCGUCCCAGAGAACAGUAAGAGGCAGGUUGCUGCCCUGGAGCUGUUGGAGUCAGAAAGGGUCUAUGUGUCAUACCUAUCUCUGCUGCUGAAAGCCAACAUCACCUUCAACAGCUCAGAGGCCCUCCACACCAAAGACAAACGGCCGUUCCCCAGUUCUCUACGCUUCCUCAUCCAGCAACACCUGGAGCUUCUCCACACCCUGCAGGAGAGGGUCCUCAAGUGCCAGUGGCAGGGCAUCAUGGGAGAUGUAUUCAUGAGGCUCACCAGCAAAGAGAGUGAUUUCCUGGACUUCUACGUGUCGUAUCUUAAGGAGCUACCUGAAUGUCUGUCUGUGGUCAGCAUGUUGACCACCACCUCACUAAAAGCAGCCGGCCUGUUUGAGGGUGACAUCAUGGGGGACGAGACACAACCCUCUCUCCACACUCUGCUCCUCCAGCCAGUACAGAGGAUCCCUGAGUACCUUCUGCUGCUGCAGACCCUGUUGAAGCAGACGGACGCAGAGCACCCUGACUACUACCUGCUGCUGCUGUGCAUCCAGCAGUUCAGUGCCUUCACCGCCCAGUACGCCCACCUACUGCAGCACAACCAAGAGCUGCUCCUGCACAACCGCAAGGAGCUCAAGAGGUCAGCUUCUGAUCCAGGCUCAGAUUUUGUGUUUUGGUCAACUAUGAAGCAGUUCUUCAAAAACGUGGACUGUGGUAACGUUAUGCAAGCCAAUGAGAUGGGCUCUCCUUACCCCAGCAGCAAUGCAAUACUUCUCCCCCUCUCCCCUCACAGAGAGCAUGCCAACCAGGUGAAAUGCAGCAAGCAGAGGCUCCUGGAGCAGAUCCAGUCUAGACGCUUUCAGGACUGGGAGAGCGAGGCCCACCACUCCGACUCUGCCAUCCCGUUUUUCUCCCCUGACACCGACCCUCGCCUCAAACCCCCAGGCCUGCAGAGCAUCCCUGAGAUGGGGUCAUCAGAGCGGCUGCCCGGCAAACGGCUGCCCCCAGGCUCAGCCAUGGCCAAUGCCCUGGGGGAGUUCCUUCUCCCUGGGGAUGCCCCGGGCUUGGAAGGGCUGUAUGAGGACACAAACUCCUCUCUUCACAACAUGUCCAUGUUUGACCAAUGCUCCAGCACUUCCUCUGACUCUAGCAUCGACAUUGCCUUUGUGCGCUACCCCAAGAGCCACCAGGCCAUCCGUGAGGUCUACAACAGCGGGGGCAGCCGGGAGAGUGGGUACAAGCAGCUGCCUGGUCGGGGGUGCGUGUCUCCAGAAGAGGCCGGAAUGAUGAGAGUUCACCACCACCGCCCCCUGCAGGCCGAUCAGCGUAAGAGCAAGUCCCUGAACGGGUUGCAGCUGGACAGCACUGUGAGUGGGGAUAGUGGCCCCGGACAUCUCUCUGACCACCUAAGGGGCAACGGGGCCCAACAACACGCCAAGCUGGAGAGGCAGUCCAGUAAUAAAUAUCACCCACGCAGCAGCAAGGGCCAGAGCAGCAACAACAGCCCCAUCAGCCCCCCGCAGCACAGAGCAGAGCCAGAGAGACAGAUAGCAGCCACUGAAGAGGAGCUACAUAACCACCACAACAAGGACUCUGGGAGCCUACCCUGGGGGGAGGAGCCAAGAUGGAAGGCUGAGGGGAAUAACCACACCCCCUUCAGUGAGAGGAGCCGGAAACAGGAGAAGGGAGGAUUCAGGAGCUCCUUCAAGAAGCUCUUCAAGAAAAAGUCGGGGGGAGGAGAGAAAGACAAGGAUAAAGAUAAGACAGAAUGCCAGAACUCCAGUGAGCAAGAGGCAGGCAAUACCCCAGGAGUCGCCCACCUAGGCAUCGACCGUGGGACUGCUGUGUGAAGUGUGACUAGAACCGCACUACAAAUUAACAGUGGUCUGAGAAAGGCUUCAAAUAGGUGCCUUGAUAACGCCCACACACUUCUAAGCAACAUGAUAGGCUAUAUAGACACACAUACACUGCAAUACAAUAUGAAACAUGCUGGAAGACCAAAUCAGACUGACCUACUCCUUUCUUAUUUAAUUACUGUAAAAAUACUGUAUAGGUUAAGUAUUUGUUUUUGAAUUAGUACUAGUUUUCCAUUUUAGAGGUCUCCUUAAUAUCCACGGAGAAAAUAUAUUUUGCAUAAUACUGUAUACUCAUGAACUGCAAUAAUGUAGGUAAAGAUCUAUAAUUCGCCAUCAAGAUGAUUGGAAUAAAUAUCUCCCCCUCAAGCCAAAAUAAAAUGUUGAUUUUUAAUGUGAAGUUAUUUUUUGAAUUUUAAUAAAUGAAAUUGUGACAAGACAAAUCAAACAAAAUAAGAAAAGUCCACGUUGUAAUCAAUAUUCGCUGUACCACAUGUUAACCAACCAAUAAUAUAUUUCUGAAAAACUCACAAAUCAUAUUGCCUGCUUAGCAAUUACUUCCCUUUGAAAAAUAUUUGUACUUCUGUACAAUGCUUACAAACCAUAAAUUGUGAAACAGAUUCAACAUUAUCAUAAUAUUUCAUAGUUUCAUAAAUCUGUUACACAUUUGAAACAAAAUAUAGGCAAUUAUACAGUAUGUAAAACCAACCGAUUUUAUUUUACAGUAUAUACAUGUAAUAAUGUGCAUUGCAAUAUGAAAAUGGUAAUGCAGCAGAAAGGAAGAACUAUUUUGUCCAUAAUCAUUACACAUGUUUACUGUGUAAAUUAAAACCAACAUGAAUUUUGUA